Messenger RNA from Odocoileus virginianus texanus, 5261 nucleotides. RefSeq names its product calcium binding protein 39 like (gene CAB39L). Gene Ontology annotation, biological process: intracellular signal transduction. The record is from RefSeq and is a predicted model, not a curated record. Lineage: Eukaryota; Metazoa; Chordata; Mammalia; Artiodactyla; Cervidae. Gene Ontology annotation, molecular function: protein serine/threonine kinase activator activity.
AGCAACUAAACAACAACGUAUACCAUUGCAGAUCCUCUGGGACUGGCUUGUCUCAUUUCAGCUCUGUGCGAACCCUCAUACAGGCACAAUCUCUUAACUUCAUCCCUCGUCAUUCUGCAAGGCCUUUGCUACCUGCCCCAAGGCUUCCCUCUGGCCACUGGUAUGAGGUCUACUCAAUGUCCAGACCCACACUUGUGCAACCCAGAAGAACAGAGGAGUUAAACUCAAGGGUAGGGGACUUAAUGCCCUUUGGGGAAAGCCUUUGAUCAAGAAAAGAUGAGAGCCAUAGGUAAAUUCUUCCCCUUCCUUUUCCACCCUCCCACCCCCAAGGCCUAGGGGUGAUCCUGAAAUGCACUUUAUAUGGCUUCUGAGAGGCUCAGUCUGAUAGAUUUAACAGGUGGCCAGCUUGAUGAGGCAUUGUCAUAUUGGCUGUCCUCCUUUGCUUUAUUUCCAUAUUCCCUCAUUCCUGCUCACUGUGAUUGGAUUUCUUAUUAAAAUAAUAUUACAUGAGCUUUUUGCUUCAGACCAUGCUUUUGGUAGGGGCAAAAACACAGGCUACAAGGACAGCAGCAAAAAGAAUAGUGCCUGUAAUUGACUGAAGCAUAUUAAGUGUAUGAAAAUUUGUGAACCUAAUAGUGAUAGUCAAAAGGAAAGGAAGAAUUCCCCUACCAAAAAAACCCAGUCUCUCAUUUGCCAUCAUUGAAAGUGAAUAUUAUGAGCCUCCUUCUCUCAAAAUUGAUAAUUGGACUUUUCUGGUGGUCCAGUGUUUAAGACUCCAUGCUUCCACUCCAGGGAGUGUGGGUUUGAUCCAUGGUCAAGGAACUAGGAUCCCACAUGCCACACAGCAUAGCACCCCUCCAAAAAAAGACAGUUUGCUCUAUAAUUAUACAUGUAUAAUAAUGAAAAAAUGUUUUUUGUAGCCUUUAGCUUUUAAAAUUCUCACUGAAGGAGUGUUACAUAUCCUGACCAAUAGUGCUUGCAUGUGAUGAGGUAGGGAGGGAUGGGGAGACAGUCUACACCAAAUAAUUACAUUUGGCUUGCACAUGAAUGGUAUAAACCAUUUUGUAAUCGGUGUUGUUUCUCUAUGUUCUAUGUAAUUUCCUUUGCAUAACUAAUAUUGAUGCUAAAUUUCAAAAUAUGCCAUGUUUUAAAAAAAUUUUUUCACAAUAUUACAUUGAAAUUAUGAAUACUCAUUGUAACACCUCCCUUGCUUUUUUAAGAAUCUUCUGAUCUAUAGUCAGAUGCAUUAUCCAUUGCAUUACUGACCCCCCAUCUCCUUUGCUUUUUAAAUCUCCAGAUUAAAUUACUAAUAUUGGUGUAUUUACUUCCUACACUUUCUUAUUAUGAUUGAAAAUAGCAUCUGCCCAGAGGAACUAGCAUAUUGGCAGAUAAAUCUGUUAUCACUAUCAACAUGCCUUUGUUAUUUACAUUUUGAAACAAGAUGGUCAGGGCAAUUUAAUCUGUUGACAAAACCCCAUGCAAGUAUAGGACUUAGAGGGGAAAAAAAUGUGAUGAGAAAAAAGUUUUGUUUAUCCCUAGACUUUUUUUUUUUUUUUGGCCAAGAAUUAAAUUUGCCUCAACUUAAUUGCUUUACACACAUUCUUGUGACAUUGCAUGAUUUUGAGGGAGGGAGGGAAAGACGAGCUGUGACUGUGGUGUGUGUCUAAAAGCGUGCAUUAGAGCAGAGGAGAAAGCACCAGCAAGCUGGUUUGACCAGAAACAGAACUGCCUGUGACAGAUUAAGAGACAAGCAAGGCUGGGAAUCUGAGAGCAAGCAAAGAGAGUGGAAAUUUACAGCUGCCCCGUGUGAGUGUUCAGUGAGCAUUUUCUGCUAACCUUUUCCGGUGGUAACUGUUACUCUUCAAAGACAGAAGUCAAGACAGAUCAUGGAAAGUCUUUUCUCUGCCAUGCUUUGGUAAUAGGAGGCACCCUCUGUUAAAUGGAAGAUAAAGGCUACUUCAUCUAAAGUGCUUGGAGCCCCAGAGAGAGCUGUCUUCAGCACCUCACCAUGGGUCUACUUUUUGCUGCUUAGAUAAGCCUGGACUUUUCUAUAACAUUGGGCAUCGAUGGAAGGCAUGUAAUCGUUCUUCUGUGGGAAGAAGGAAGUAUGUAUUGUUAGCUGCUAAACAUUCUGUAUUACAUGAAGAGAUUUCUAUAAAUGAAAAAAUGCCUCUGUUUAGUAAAUCACACAAAAAUCCAGCAGAAAUCGUGAAAAUUCUGAGAGACAACUUGGCCAUUUUGGAAAAGCAAGACAAAAAGACAGAUAAGGCUUCAGAAGAAGUGUCGAAAUCACUGCAAGCAAUGAAAGAAAUUCUGUGUGGGACAAGUGACAAGGAGCCCCCAAUGGAAGCCGUGGCCCAGCUCUCACAGGAGCUCUACAACACCGGGCUGCUGGUGACGCUCAUAGCCGACCUACAGCUGAUAGACUUUGAGGGAAAAAAGGAUGUGACCCAGAUAUUUAACAACAUCCUGAGAAGACAGAUAGGCACUCGGAUUCCUACCGUGGAGUACAUUAGUGCUCAUCCUCACAUCCUGUUUAUGCUCCUCAAAGGCUAUGAAGUCCCACAGAUCGCCUUACGUUGUGGUAUUAUGCUGAGAGAAUGUAUUCGACAUGAACCACUUGCCAAAAUCAUCCUCUUUUCUAAUCAAUUCCAAGAUUUCUUUAAGUAUGUCGAACUGUCAACAUUUGAUAUUGCUUCAGAUGCCUUUGCUACCUUUAAGGAUUUACUGACCAGACAUAAAGUGUUGGUAGCAGACUUCUUAGAACAAAAUUAUGACACUAUUUUUGAAGACUAUGAGAAACUGCUUCAGUCUGAGAAUUAUGUGACUAAGAGACAAUCUUUGAAGCUGCUAGGUGAACUGAUCUUGGACCGGCACAACUUUGCCAUCAUGACCAAGUACAUCAGCAAGCCAGAGAACCUCAAACUGACAAUGAACCUCCUCCGGGAUAAAAGCCCCAACAUCCAGUUUGAAGCCUUUCACGUCUUUAAGGUGUUUGUGGCCAGUCCUCACAAAACACAGCCUAUUGUGGAGAUUCUUCUGAAAAACCAACCCAAACUCAUCGAGUUUCUGAGCAACUUCCAAAAAGAAAGGACCGACGAUGAGCAGUUCACCGAUGAGAAGAACUACCUGAUUAAACAGAUUCGUGACUUGAAGAAAGUGGCCCCUUGAAGUCCCACUGAGUUUCCUGCCACCAUCACGACCUCAUUUAUUCAGUUCGUACGAGAAGUGUCAUUUCAAAAAGUAGCCAUUCCUGGGAAGGCUGUGGAUGUGCCUUUUUUUCCUCAAUCUGUCAUUCAGGGUAGAUGGAAUAUAAUCUUUUGAAUGAAAAAAAAUUAAUUUAGAAUAAUAUAUUCAUUUUAACCUGUGAUUAUUUAUAUGAAAUCAGAGCCAUUGUAUUGGAAAAUUGAUAAAAGCAACUUUAACCCUUUCUUAAUGAAAGGCAGCAAGGCUGUGGGCUUACAGAUGAGCCCUCAGUCACCACGAGCCACCAAGUAGUGGGAACUCAAAGGAUGGAUGUCACCCAGUCCUCAAAGAGGGUUAAAUUCUCAGAGGAGAACUGGGAGUUGGGGCAAGAUGCACAAAACUGUUUUUCCCAUCUGCAGUUGGACCCACAAAUUUCUUAAGGCACUAAGAAAAUAAGAUCCAUAUUUUCAGCCAUUACAUAUUCUAUUCCCUGCCCACAUCUUUUAACCGUAAUCAUUCAUUCUUAACUUCCUAGGAAACCGAUACCCUCCUUUCUGCUUAUGACCCCACAUUCUAUCUCGAUGAAUCUCCUCUGUACACCUGACUCAUGGUACAAACGCACACACACACACACACACACACACAUACACACACACACCCCCUACUCUGACCAGGUUAGCAUAGAACCAACUAGGUAUAAACAGGAUGGUCUAACAAGGAUCACAGGCAUGAAGGCCCCACCGGGGUAGGACCAGCUCACUUGAAAACUUGUACCAGACGGUUUAGAACCACAGCUCUAGCAGAAAUAAUUGCUGUUUCACAGAGUUCUAUAGGGUUAGUGAAUAUUUGGAAUAUUUCAUUCAUACUUCUUAAUUUGGGAAAGAAGUUUUGUGGAGAAAGUGUUUUUCAGAGUAAGAAUCAUUGCAUCGAGAUGCCUAGUGUGUGCAAAACCACAGGUCCAGAGGGUCACACUUAUACAUAAGGGAACACUGCAUUUGGAAGGACAAAUGAUUACAUGCAUGAAACAUCCUCAAAGGACUGAAAAAAUUUUCACUCUAAUUUCUAAUCUGUCAUUGUAAUUUCACAUCAGAUUCUUCACUGAAAAGGUUUCUGUAAAAAUGUUGGUCUCAAAUAUUCUCUUGCAUACUAAGAUGAUUUAGGAAUUAAUUUGUGUUUUUUUUUAUAAAAAUAAAGGUCACGGUUUGUUUUCAGACAUCAAGUGUACAAAAUGGAAUUUUAAAGCUAUAUUUACAAGACAUUAAAGGUACAAUUGUUAGUUCUGUAUUUUUUUUAAUGAUUCUGUUUCCAGAUCAUGAAUUGGUACCUUCCAGAGGAAUCUUCACUUUUUAUAAUGUAGGGUACUGUGUUUUUGAACCAGAUAUUUCUCCAACUGGAGAGGGGAAGAUCCCUCUCAAGGAUCCACGCUCUUGUAGAUUUAGCAUGUGAAGCAUCACCUGGCAUGGCUUCAUCCUUCUCGGCUACGUUUACUCCUGCCCCCAGCCCCAGGGUUGAAUUCUGAGGCAGAUGCGGGAGCUUCUUGUAGCAGCACUGACCAGCGCUGGGCCGUCUGAUGGCCUUCAGUCUUGCAUCACUGAGGUCAGAUUAUUUUUAUAACAUUCCCUGACAGUCCAGAGUCUCUUCGAAUCUGACUUUUCUGGUUUUGUUUGUUUAAAAGAGAUGAGUGUAAAUACUUUAAAGAAAGAAAGAAGGCGCAGCAAUGACUAUUGGAAAUUUAUUUCUUUGCUUAAAUACUGUCCCACACAUCAUGGGACACGUGCUUUCAAGUGGAAAGCAAAACCUUGUUAGAAUUCUUUUUUUGAUAAGUAAAACAUAUUUUAUUUCCUCUGAGCUUGAAUUAGCUCUUUCCUAGCAAACCCCCGUAAUAAAUGAAGUAGCUGGGGUUUUGCUGUGAUACAAAUUUGUAAAUUAUUAGUGUGAGAAAGAGGGAGCCGAAAGCUCACAGUUUGCAUAAAAGUCACUGUAAAUAUUGUGAGAUUUGAGUUUCGAAAAGGUCAUAUUUAAUAAGCCAUUUCAAAAGCACACGUUUAAAUAAAGACUGACUAAAUGAAAAGGUG